Prorocentrum cordatum is the source of this 333-nucleotide messenger RNA. NCBI's taxonomy places the organism in Eukaryota, Dinophyceae, Prorocentrales, Prorocentraceae. The record is from the annotation of a GenBank genome assembly.
AUGAAGGUGCUCGCCCACAAGAUCCAGCGCUCCGAGCCCCACGACUCGGUGGCCAGCCUGGCAUGGAAGGUGCUCGCCCACAAGAUCCAGCGCUCCGAGCCCCACGACUCGGUGGCCAGCCUGGCAUGGAAGGCCACGCUGCAGAAGUAUGAGGCCGACCACGCGCAGCUUCUGACCGAGCUGGUCCCCAUCCGCAAGGACACCAUGCAGCUCCUGGCCCCGGACUGGCGCUACUCGCGGCGCUACUCGGACUUGCCGGGGGCGGUCAACUGGCGCAAGGAGUGGGUCCGGGCCCUCGACGAGCGGGUCUGGAGGCCGGUGCGGGCGCAGUGA